AUGGCGGUUAUAUCUGACCUGCCGCUCUGUGUCACACUGAGAAAUAACUCGUUACAAUACUCGUCAGAACUCUGCAGAAAGCAGACUGGACACAUUGUUACAAUACUCAUCAGAACUCAGCAGGCAGCAGCACUGACACAUUGUUACAAUACUCAUCAGAACUUCGCAGAAAGCAGACUGGACACAUUGUUACAAUACUCCAGAACUCCACAGUCAGCAGAACUGAUACUCUGCUAUAAUACUCCUCAGAACUCUGCAGACAGCAGACUGGAUACAUUGUAA
Molecule: messenger RNA, 282 nt
Organism: Pelobates cultripes (western spadefoot toad)
Lineage: Eukaryota; Metazoa; Chordata; Amphibia; Anura; Pelobatidae
Source: the annotation of a GenBank genome assembly